CUGAUCACUCCAACUAUGGCGCUGCACAGAGACUCCUACGUUGUACUCAAUGAUGGGCACAAAAUGCCAGUGCUUGGGUUUGGCACCUUUGUCCCCGGGAAGCUCCCCAAGAGCUUGGCAGAAGAAGGCACCAAAGUGGCCAUUGACGUUGGAUACCGCCAUAUUGACAGUGCAUUUUUCUAUGGGAAUGAGGUGGAGGUUGGACGGGCGAUCAGGGCAAAGAUUGCGGAUGGUACCGUGAAGAGGGAGGACGUGUUCUACACUGGGAAGCUCUGGUGCACAUUCCAUACCCCCGAGAGGGUCCGUGUGUGUCUAGACAAGUCUCUGAAAGAUCUGCAGUUGGAUUACCUAGAUCUUUUCAUCAUCCAUAUACCAGUGGAGUUCAAGCCCGGAGAUGAUCCCUUGCCAGUGGAUGAAAAUGGAAAAUGUAUUUUCCAUAACACGGACCUUAGAGAUACAUGGAAGGCUCUGGAAAAGUGCAAAGACGCAGGGCUGGUCAGAUCCAUCGGGGUGUCCAAUUUUAACCACAAGCAGCUGGAGCUGAUCCUCAAUAUGCCUGGGCUGAAAUAUAAACCCGUCUGUAACCAGGUGGAAUGUCACAUUUACCUGAAUCAGAGCAAACUGCUGGAAUUCUGCAAGUCCAAGGACAUCGUUCUGGUGGCAUAUGGUGUAUUGGGGUCCACCAGGGAUAAGAAGUGGAUAGAUCAGAGCACUCCUUUUCUCCUGGAAAACGCCGUGCUGAAUGCCAUCGCCAAGAAGCACAAUUGCACCCCCGCUCAUGUAGCAAUGCGGUACCUGCUCCAACGAGGAGUCGUCGUCCUUGCAAAGAGCUUCAACCCAGCCAGGAUCAAGGAAAAUUUCAAGGUUUUCAACUUUCAGUUGGACGAUGAAGACAUGAAAACCAUUGAUGAAAUAAACAGAGACUUGCGCUAUCUCGACAUUACUGCGUGGUCGGACCACCCGAAAUAUCCAUUCCAUGAGGAAUACUGACAGAUACGAUUCCUGACUCUCCCACUGACAGAUACAGCCAUCUUUGCAUUGAGCAGAAGAUCCACAUUUGCUACUGCCCUUCCUUCUCUCCCCAUUGCCUGGAUAUUAGAGAAGCAUUUGCUGAAUAUCAUCAUCAGUCUCUGAAACCACCACUGUGAUGGACAGGACCAGGUUUAAUAAAAUGUAUCAGCAAGAA
This is a messenger RNA of Xenopus tropicalis (tropical clawed frog), 1186 nucleotides long. RefSeq names its product aldo-keto reductase family 1 member C15-like. The transcript is spliced from 9 exons. The record is from RefSeq and is a predicted model, not a curated record. Bases 16 to 990 code for a protein of 324 amino acids. Gene Ontology annotation, molecular function: oxidoreductase activity. Lineage: Eukaryota; Metazoa; Chordata; Amphibia; Anura; Pipidae.